GAUGAUGAAAGGCUCUCUGCAGAGGAGAUGGAUGAGAGGAGGCGGCAGAACAUCGCUUAUGAAUAUUUGUGCCACUUAGAGGAAGCCAAAAGGUGGAUGGAAGUCUGCUUAGUGGAAGAAUUGCCACCGACCACUGAACUGGAAGAAGGACUCAGGAAUGGAGUUUACCUUGCAAAAUUAGCCAAGUUCUUUGCCCCUAAAAUGGUGUCAGAGAAAAAGAUCUAUGAUGUGGAACAAACACGUUAUAAGAAGUCGGGCCUCCAUUUUCGACACACAGAUAAUACCGUCCAGUGGUUAAGAGCGAUGGAGGCUAUUGGUCUACCUAAGAUAUUUUAUCCAGAAACUACAGAUGUCUAUGAUCGGAAAAACAUUCCAAGAAUGAUAUACUGCAUUCACGCACUGAGUUUAUAUCUGUUCAAACUAGGAAUAGCCCCCCAGAUCCAGGAUUUGUUGGGCAAAGUAGACUUCACAGAGGAAGAAAUCAGCAACAUGAGAAAAGAACUAGAGAAGUAUGGGAUACAGAUGCCAUCUUUCAGCAAAAUAGGGGGUAUUUUGGCCAAUGAACUGUCCGUGGAUGAAGCUGCUUUGCAUGCUGCCGUUAUAGCCAUUAAUGAAGCUAUUGAGAAAGGAAUCGCGGAGCAAACCAUCGUAACGCUAAGAAACCCAAAUGCUGUCUUAAAUUGGGUGGAUGACCACCUUGCACAAGAAUACCAGAAAGAGCUCUGGGAAGACAAAAAGAGAAAAGAAGAAAAUGCAAGACUGAAGAAUAGCUGUAUUUCAGAAGAGGAAAGAGAUGCGUAUGAAGAACUGCUGACACAAGCAGAAAUCCAAGACACUAUCACUACAGUCAACAGACUUGCCGCCGUGGACCACAUCAAUGCUGCACUCAGGGAAGGUGACCCCGAGAAGACGUUUCUGGCCCUGAAGAAACCAGAGGCCCAGCUGCCCGCUGUUUAUCCCUUUGCAGCUGCUAUGUACCAGCAUGAGCUUUUCAACCUCCAGAGUCAGAAUGCCUCGAACCAGCUGGCCCAUGAAGAAUUGGUGAUUGCAGUGGAAAUGUUGUCUGCCGUUGCUUUAUUGAACCAAGCCUUGGAAACCAACGAUCUUGUGUCCGUGCAGAAUCAACUCAGAAGCCCAACAAUAGGCUUCAAUAACCUUGAUGAGGCAUGUGUGGAACGUUAUGCAGAUGCACUACUGGCCAUUAAACUUGAAGCUUUAUCCCAAAGGCAGGAUAAUUUAACUUGGAAUGAAAUUCAGAAUUGUAUUGAUAUGGUUAAUUUCGAGAUUCAGGAAGAAAACGACCGAAUUGUAGCUAUAAGGUACAUCAAUGACGCUAUCGACGAGGCAAAUCCUUUGAAAACUUUGGACACCUUGCUGUUACCCAUGGCUAAGAUUAGAAAUGUUGACCCAGAGUUUGCUCAACACUACCAGGACGUCCUCUACCAGGCAAAGCAGCGGAAACUUGAGGAUUCUGAAGGUGUUUCUAAAGUUCUUUGGCUGGAAGAGAUCCAGCAAGCAAUCGACGAGGCCAACAGGGACAACGACAGAACCAAAAACUGGGUUACUCUGACCAUUGGUGUUAACCAGUUUUUGGAGGGGGAAAAAUCAGGUGAUAUUUUGUCUAUACUGACUUCUUCUGGUCUGAAUGAAAAUGACAUAUUCCCUGAGUGUACUGACAAGUACUAUGAUGCACUUCUAAAGGCAAAACAAGGCAAAGCUGAAAAUGUAACUAGUGAAGGUCCAUGGCUCAAAUUCACCAUGCAGGACAAAUAUGACUAUUAUUACAAUAUUGAUUCCAAAGAAGGUUCCUGGAAAAUGCCUGACUCAUGCUCACUUAAAGAAUCAUGGCUCCUGGCAAAAGACAUUGAGGACAUUAUUUUCAAAGUUUCAACAGAUUACAUCCGUGAGCAUCUGUGGUCUGCCUCAGAAGACCUGAUUAAUCGGUUUAAAAGCACGUCAUCAGGAAAGCUCAUAUAUGAAGAGUUUGAAGCUAGGAAAGCCUUUUUGUAUGAUAAAGAGCCAUAUGUGACCAAAAUACAGGCUUUUUGGCGAGGAUACAAACAAAGGAAAGCAUAUGAUGACAGAAAGCAACUGUUCCUUAGAAAUCUUCCUUCUAUUGUGAAGAUUCAGUCCUUCUUCCGAAUGUUAGCAGCUAGGAGGAACUACCUUUCACGACUAAAGUUCUUCAAAGAGCAUAAAUAUGAAAUUGUGAAGAUACAGUCACUACUAAGAGCAAGCAAAGCUAGAAAUGACUACAAAACAUUGGUUGGCUCCGAAAACCCACCUUUGACAGUAAUUCGCAAGUUUGUGCACCUUUUGGACCAGAGUGACUUAGAUUUCCAAGAGGAGCUAGAGGUAGCGCGAUUAAGGGCAGAAGUGGUGACCAAAAUCAGGGCUAACCAGCAGCUGGAGAAAGACCUUAACCUGAUGGACAUCAAGAUUGGACUCCUGGUGAAGAACAGGAUCACACUGCAGGAUGUGAUUUCACACAGCAAGAAGCUGAAUAAGAAAAAAGGAGGAGAAAUGCAAGUAUGGAAUAACACUGACAAUCAGGGAAUCAAAAGUCUGAGUAAGGAAAGGAGAAAAACACUAGAAACCUACCAGCAGCUGUUUUACAUUUUACAGACCAAUCCUUCAUACUUGGCUAAGCUGAUUUUCCAGAUGCCACAGAACAAGUCAACUAAAUUUAUGGACACUGUCAUUUUCACAUUGUACAACUAUGCUUCUAACGAGCGAGAAGAAUAUCUGCUUCUCAAGCUUUUUAAAACUGCCCUGGAAGAAGAAAUAAAGUCUAAGGUGGACCAGGUUCAGGACAUAGUCACUGGAAACCCGACCGUCAUUAAGAUGGUUGUCAGCUUCAACAGAGGGGCCCGUGGACAGAACACGCUGCGCCAGCUGCUGGCUCCCGUGGUGAAGGAGAUCAUCGAUGAUGAAACCCUGAUCAUUAACACCAGCCCGGUGGAGGUGUACAAGGCCUGGGUGAACCAGUUAGAAACACAGACUGGAGAGGCCAGCAAGCUUCCUUACGAUGUGACCACAGAGCAAGCUUUAACACACCCGGAAGUGAAAAAUAAGCUGGAAUCGUCCAUUGAGAACCUGAGAAGGGUCACUGACAAAGUCCUGAACUCUAUCAUUUCUUCCCUUGACCUCCUGCCUUAUGGAUUGAGGUAUAUAGCCAAAGUACUGAAGAAUUCCAUCCAUGAGAAAUUUCCUGAUGCCACAGAAGAUGAGCUAUUAAAGAUUGUGGGCAACCUGCUGUACUACCGGUACAUGAACCCAGCCAUCGUGGCUCCUGACGGCUUCGACAUCAUUGACAUGACUGCCGGUGGCCAGAUCACAUCCGACCAGAGGAGAAACCUGGGCUCAGUGGCCAAGGUCCUUCAGCACGCAGCCUCCAACAAGCUGUUUGAAGGAGAAAAUGAACACCUCUCCUCCAUGAACAAUUAUUUGUCAGAGACGUAUCAGAAAUUCAGGAAAUAUUUCCAAGAAGCAUGUAAUGUUGCAGAGCCAGAGGAGAAAUUUAAUAUGGACAAAUACACAGACCUGGUGAUGGUCAGCAAGCCGGUCAUCUACAUUUCCAUUGAAGAAAUCAUCAACACGCACUUGCUCCUGCUGGAACAUCAGGAAGCAAUUGCACCUGAAAAGACUGACUACCUGAACGAGUUGUUGGAGUUACUGGGAGAGGUACCUAAUGUGGAGUCUUUUAUUGGGGAAGGAGCAGUUGACCGAAAUGACCCUAACAGGGAAAAUUUGCUAAGUCAACUCGCCAAGACUGAGAUUUCCCUUUACUUGGCAAGCAAAUAUGACUUACAGGAUGGAGACUCUAUCGAUGGCCAGAGCCUCCUGAUAAAGACCAAAAAACUGAUCAUUGAUGUGAUUCGGAACCAAUCAGGACACACAUUGACAGAAAUCUUAGAGACACCUUCAACGCCACAACAGGAACUCGAUCAUGCCAAGGACAUGCUGAGCCGCGCCAUCAUAGACUCCAGAGCUCCAGAGGAAAUGAAAAAUAGCCAAUUCAUGAUUGAGGACACACAACUUCCCCUGGAGCAGAAGAAGAGGAAAAUCCAGAGGAACCUCAGGACACUGGAACAGGCUGGACGUGUAUCCUCCAAAAACAAAUACCAGGACAUCCUCAAUGAGAUCACCAAGGACAUUCGGAAUCAGAGAAUUUAUCGUAAGCUUCGAAAAGCCGAAUUGUCAAAACUUCAACAGACUCUGAAAGCACUUAACCAGAAGGCAGCAUUUUUUGAAGAACAAAUUAAUUAUUACGACACCUACAUAAAGACUUGCUUAGACAACUUAAAUAGAAAGAAUACUCGAAGAUCAAUUAAACUAGAUGGGAAAGAAGAACCCAAGGGGCAGAAGAGAGCAAAGUCUUUGAAGUACACAGCAGCCAGGCUACAGGAGAAGGGUGUUCUGUUGGGGAUAGACGACCUCCAGAGCAACCAGUUUAAAAAUGUUACAUUUGACAUCACCUCUUCUGAAGAUGUGGGCAUCUUUGAUGUCAGAACAAAGCUCCUGGGUGUUGAAAUGGAGAAGGUGCAGCUCAAUAUUCAGGAUCUACUUCAGAUGCAGUAUGAAGGAGUAGCUGUGAUGAAAAUGUUUGAUAAGGUGAAAGUGAAUGUAAACCUUCUUAUUUACCUGCUGAACAAGAAGUUCUAUGGGAAGUGA
Elephantulus edwardii (Cape elephant shrew) is the source of this 4674-nucleotide messenger RNA. It is a transcript of the gene IQGAP2, whose product is annotated as IQ motif containing GTPase activating protein 2. The record is from RefSeq and is a predicted model, not a curated record. Gene Ontology annotation, molecular function: actin filament binding; calmodulin binding; GTPase activator activity. Gene Ontology annotation, biological process: regulation of GTPase activity; regulation of actin cytoskeleton organization. Lineage: Eukaryota; Metazoa; Chordata; Mammalia; Macroscelidea; Macroscelididae. Bases 28 to 4674 code for a protein of 1548 amino acids. The transcript has 35 exons. Gene Ontology annotation, cellular component: cytoplasm.